AUGGAUAAAAAAUUUGAAGAAAAGUUAACGAAACAGGACAAAAAGGCAGAAAAGGAAGCUAAAAUAACUGAAAAAGGAAAAGACGAGGACGAAACAGUUUCUGAAGAACAAUUUAAGAAAGAAAAGCGAUGCUCUUCAGCACCUAAAACAGCAUCACAAAACUUAAGAGAUUCGAUAGCACAUGCUGAGAAUAUAAUUAUACCUCUUGAGAGCAAAACUCUUUCGCAAAAAGAAGUAGCGCUCAGAAAGAUGGCCGCAGUAGGAGCUUUGCUUCCAGAAGGACGUACGUUGUCAGAAAAAGCUUUGAUUACUUGCGUUAAAGAGGCUACACGUACGGUGCCAAAAGUUUGUUCAGAAAAAGUAAAAAAAGCAAAAGCAGAAGGACUCUUAACACCGUCGGAAGAUAAAUCGCCAUGUGAAUAUGAAAAAAUGAUCAGAAAACUGCAUCAACAAGGCUUGCCAUUACCAGAACCUAAAACUGCUGAAAAGAAAGCACUGAUAGAAAAAAUUAAGAAAGAUGAGGUUUCUAUGAAACUUAAGAACGUCACAAAAUCUGAACACGUUAGCAAGACAAAACAAGUUAGACCAACAUCAAAAAUAUCUACUAAGAAACUGAAACGAUUGAAAUCUGCAGGAUUGCUCACACCUUUAAAUGGAAAAAGUACAGAGAGGAAAGAAAAAAUUUUGCGCGGACUUGCCAUCAAUGAUGUCCCCUUGCCAGUGGCAAAAACAUCUUCCGAAAAAAAGAUCAUCGACAAAGUUAGGCGCGAUUUAGGACUUCCUCCUCAACCAAGGACGUCUUCAGAAAAUCUAAAAUACAAAAAGGCUACGGCUAAAGGCUUAAUAACACCAUUAGAUGCAAAAUCGAUGGCGCAGAAGGAAAAGAUUUUACGGGGGCUUGCUGACAUUGGCGUGCCUCUGCCUGAAGGACGGACACCAUCGGAAAAAGCUCUCAUAGGACAAAUUAAAACAAAGACUUCAAGUAAAGUUCCAACAACAUUGAAACCGUCUAUAACAAAUAUUCCAUCACAAAGAAUACGUAAAUCUAAAGACGGAGGUCUUAUGACUCCGCUCGAAGGACGUACGCCAUCAGAGAAAGCUUUGAUUACUCACGCCAAAGAGACCCGUUCUUCUGUAUCAGAGCAAACAUGUUCAGAAAAAUUGAAAGAGCUAGAGAAAGAAAAGAAAUUAAAAGAAAUCGAAGAAAAAUGUAAGAAAGCUAAAGCUGGAGGUCUUCAGACCCCUCUUGAAGGAAAAACACGAGCUCAAAAACAAAAAGUACUGCAGGAUCUAGCUAAACAUGGUCUACCACUUCCAGAGGGCAAAACACCUUCUGAAAAAAAAAUAAUAGAUAAAGUUAGGAAAGAAAUGGGAUACCCUGCAGAACCUAAAACAUUAUCUCAAAAGUUAAGAGUAACAAAAGCACACGCUGAGGGAGUAAUUACACCUCUUGAAGGCAAGACUGCUUUGCAAAAAGAGGUGGCACUGAAAAAAAUGGCUGCAGCGAGAGUUCCAUUACCAGAAGGUCGUACGGCAUCAGAAAAAGCUUUGAUUACUCGCAUCAAAGAGACCCGUUCUUCUGUAUGUAAGCAAACAUCUUCAGAAAAAUUGAAAGAGCUAGAGAAGGAAAAGAAAUUAAAAGAAAUCGAAGAAAAACUUAAGAAAGACAAAGCUGAAGGUCUUCUGACCCCUCUUGAAGGAAAAACACGAGCUCAAAAACAAAAAAUACUGCGGGAUCUAGUUAAACAUGAUAAAGUUAGGAAAGAAAUGGGAUAUCCUGUAGAACCUAAAACAUUGUCUCAAAAGUUGAGAGUAACAAAAGCACACGCUGAGGGAAUAAUUACACCUCUUGAAGGUAAGACUGCUUCGCAAAAAGAGGUGGCACUGAAAAAAAUGGCUGCAGCGGGAGUUCCAUUACCAGAAGGUCGUACGGCAUCAGAAAAAGCUUUGAUUACGCACGUCAAGGAGACACCUGAAACAGAGGGUAUUAGACGUGCCAAAUCAAUAAGUCCACCUAUGUCUCCAAAGAAGUUUGAAAAGUUUGAUAUAAAUACAGCAAAAAGUCUCAAAGAAGGUAAGAAGAGCGACGAAUGUAUUUGCAAUAUUUUUAAUGUGCCUGCGAAAAUGUCUCCUACAGUUAAACCUUUACAUGAAAAGUCGCCUGAAGAAAAAGAAGAACAUAUUAGAGGGUUAGUUACAAGAGGCUUGCCAUUACCACAACCUAAUACAGCCUCGGAAAAGAAAAUAAUUGAUAAAGUUAUAAUGGAAAUGGGUUAUCCCCCAGAGCCAAAAACCACUACACAAAAACUUGCCCUAGCCAAAGCGCAUGAGGCAUCCAUUAUUAAGCCACUUCAGGGUAUGACAAGGCCUGAAAAAGAAAAAACUUUGAGAAAAAUGGCCGCAGCUGGCGUUUUACUCCCAGAAGGUCGUACAGCGUCAGAAAAGUCAUUGAUUGCGGCUAUUAAAGCUACGAGUCCCCGUUUAUCAAAGAUUGCAUCAGAAAAAAUAAGACAAGCAAAAGCAGAAGGAUUAUUGACUCCGUUAGAGGGUAAAAUAGACAGCGAAAAGGAAAGGAUUCUAAGAGGUCGAGCAAAAAAGGGUUUGCCUUUACCAGAAGGCAAAACUGCGUCAGAGAAGAGAAUAAUCAAUAAAGUUAGAAAAGAAAUGGGUUACCCUCCGGAACCUACCUGUGUAUCUGAAAAACUAAGAUUGACAAAAGCACAUGCAGAAGGUAUUAUCGAACCUCUUGAGGGGAAGUCCGACAAAGACAAAGAAAAAAUGCUUCAACAAAUGGCCGCAGCUGGCAUACCGCUACCAGAAGGCCGCACACCAUCGGAGAAAGCUUUGAUUGCGGCUGUAACAACACCAGCGACAGUUCCUACAGAAAAAUUAACAAAAUCCAAAACAAAAGAACGUGCAUCAGGUUUUAAAGCUGACCCUGAUAAAUUACGCAAAGCUGAGGUAAAGAAAAAAACUACGAAAAAAGAAGAAUCCGUCUCACCAAAACUUAAAACUUCAGCAGAAAAAGGUACAUUAGAAAAACCAGCUGGCAAAAAGCGAACUGAAAAAGUCACUACACCAAAAGGUUCACGGUAUAAAAAAUCUAAAUCUGUAACUACUACAGCGGCAGGGGCUGGUAUUCGCGGAGAAAUUGAAAACAUUGCUAUAACAACGACGUGUGAUAGGUCUUGCGGCUGUGAUAAAAAGAAAAUACGUUUUAAACAUAGCUACGUAAAGAUUCGAGUCACAUCUCCAGAUUUUUCGUCUUUGUGUGACUGUCCAGAUGAAUGCAUUCCGUGUGUGCAGAGCGGAAUUAUAUUAGAUAACGAGGGAAUUAAAGUUACAGUUGGAAGAGUUGCAGGCUUUCCUUCGUUUACUCCGAAUUUACCAAGACGCAAGACUUUACAGGAUUCACGUUAUGUAAGCCUUGAACACAGUUUUAUUUCCUUAUAUCAAAAUGUCGUACGUAACAGUUACUUGAACGUAUUAAAAGAAGCUUUGUGUAAAAAUUUGUACGAAAUGUACAAGGCCAAAAUGAAUCACACCUGGGAAACAGAAAGUAAUAUACGUCACCCAAGUCAAUUACAAAGACGUUUAAGAAAAGAUUGUGUGUACAAUGUUCAAGGUGGUUACUUUGUUGGUGGUGGCCACUCUGAAAUAAGCUUCCACAGAGCUGAAGCGGACAGAUUAUUUUACGAACCUGAAAGAAGUUAUAUUUCAUCAGCAAAAGAUACGGCCAGUGCCCACAACUUCAACAAGAAUGAAUCUACGAUAAGCACAAAUCUAAAGUGUAUGAGUCACGACUCCAUACUUAUCAUGAGAACAGAGUCUACGCUAAGCUUGUUAUCUAACGCUUAUAGUGAACUUGGGAGCGUAAGUGUGGUAUCGUUCUUGGGAAGUACCAUGUCAGCAAAUAAUAGCAGACGCUCCCAAAGCCUUCCAAACGUUAGCAAUAGUGAUAUGGAUACAGAUCCUUAUUUUCAAGAUCUAUAUUGUAACACAACUAAGGCUACGUUGAGUACAGUAUAUGCGGACAGUGACUCAUCCAAAUCAUUUUUGCAAUACACACAUAGCAAGGACAAUGACGUUUUGGUCUAUAGGAUUUCAAAACAUAAUCUAAAAGAGGAUGAAAAUAAUAAGUUAAAUGUAGACCCGCUAACAGACAAAUCUGUCGCAGCAAUUUCAGAGAAAUCUGAAGUAGAAAGCGAAGACUUGUUCAAAAUAGUUCGUGAGUUGUUGGACCACGAGUUCAUAGGGCGACGUUCGUCGGUGUAUUUGCUUGUUUCCUCAAACGAGGCGGAUUCUGACGCCUCUUCUGAAGCGAAUGACUCUAUCAUCAAUAUCAAAUUAUGCGGAUUUAAAAACAGCAAAGAUAAAGGUAACAGCAUUAACAGCAUUCAAGUACUUUUUAGCAAUAAAACGGAAAAAAAGAAAGCAAAUGACACACUUAUGAUUGAAGUUACAGCUGAACAGUUUUAUAAAAAAGAUCGAAAACUUCAUGGAUUUACCUCGAAAGAGUCAACGGAUACCAAGAACUUUAAUGAUAUAGAUAAACAGAAUCGCAAAGUACAUAUAAAUACGUUUAAAUGCAAUCCCAUUACUAAAAAAACAAAAUAUGCUAAGCGCAAUAUUUAUAGACACGAUGUUCGAAGAACAGUUUUGAUGCACCACCAAAGCACAAUAACUGAAGUCAACAAAAGUACUGGUACUAUGACGCAUUGUGGAAUUACGGCAGAACGACCUUUUGAAGAGCAUUGUCGUGAUGCUAAAAUGAAUACGUCUGCCGCUGCCGAUAGACCACGCUGGUGUCGCCAACACUCUGCACCCAAUCUUGCCGAGCCCGUCAAGUUGAUUUCGUCCAAUGUGCAGUUCAUUGGUAAUAUCAAUAUAUUACCAGAAAAAGUACCUAGAGGUAUAACGCCAGAAAUAUUUUUAAGCUUUGGUGAAAACUUGAUGUGGCAAUGUAAAGACCCUUCGCCAGAACAACUUUUGGGGCGGAUAGGCAGAAUGGGCAGUGAAGGUACACUAAGCUUCGCAAAUGCUUUCCCUGAGUGCUUUAAAGAAGACACGCAAAAAACUUCGUACCUCAAAUGUUCGUGUGAUUAUCGACGGAAGGCACUAUUUCGCGAGGGUUUUUCAAAUGGAACGCGAACGGAACCACCUCCAACAAAGUUCGGGACGUACCCGCGAGUUUGUUACCAAUCAUCCUUUGGCACUACUCACAAACCUAUCGUACGAGAUCAAUCAGGACAAACGCACAAAAAAGUAUGCUCUAGUUGUACCCGUCGCCUCGGUCGUCGAAUAAAAAAUUGCGACCAUAACCUGUCGGAGGACGACGAAGACAUUUGGAUUGAAGAAACUAAAAAACAAUCACUUACGUACAAUGCAAAAUAUAACAAACAUCACCGGAAACGAAAGAUGUUGAAAUCUUCUAGAAACGAUUUAAUUUCUUACCAGCCAGGUGACAUCGCAAGUCUUGGCAGUUGUCGUGCUACCUACUGCGAGGUGAACGUAACCGGGGUGCCAUCCCUACGGUCUACACUGCAUCAGUAUUUCUGCCAACAUGAAAGGAGGAAAGGGGAAGUAUACGCAGUUCCAUCAUGCUCGUGCUGUAUGUCGCCUCACCAGAAUUCCACAGUACUUGAUCUCAUCAAUUACAAGAAAGACAAGAAAGUGAAGAGGGAACGACAAUCCAGUGUUGUGAGAGCUCUUCGAGCGGGUACUGGACCUAUAAUACCACAGAGACGACCAUCAUGCGAGCCGUGUUGCUGCGCGGCGCGGAAUAUUUGCGAGGAGCAGAAGUCGAAAGAGGACGACGCUGCUAGUGCUGCCGUUCUUUCAUCAGCAGGCCCGGUGAUUGUCGCGCGCUCGUGUACGUCUUUCUGCCGACGAGCCUCAGCGCCCAUGUCAGCUCUCGAGAUAUUGACAACACCUGUUCCAGGACAAUUAAUAACGCUGUGCGAUCCGUGCGGCCACAAAAGAAAGGGAUACAUCGAAGUGUUGCACCCUCCACCUUCGCAAAGGACUUCCUUGGCUGCCGGUCUCUACCAAGACAUUUACGAAGGAUAUGCAUGCAAUAAAUGGGAUUACGAGGGCAAACUAGAUCAAUAUACGGACGCACCAGAUAUGUCCGUCAUUGUUACGAAGAAUCUGCUAAAGAACUUGAAGGAUCUGAGGGACACGCUUAUUCCUAUUUUGGCAGAUACAGGACUGGAUCUGCAAGGAGAACCUCAGUCGAUGGUGCACACAGCAGACGAGGCGCUCAGUCCAACGAGAACGUCCAACGCAUCAGUGGAGCCGACAAUGUCGGAACAAAAAUAUUCUUCUGACAGCGUUACCCGUCACCGACCGAAGCUUAAAGAUUUUCUGGAUCCCGCAACGCUUCCACCGAAUAUGCCAAUGCCUGAAUAUGAAGUGGACAAAGAUGGAAACUUACACAUAAACGUGGAUUCUUACGCCCGCAGCACGUCUUUGCCGUCGCACCACUUGCAACAAUAUAACAGACUUGGUGGAACGUCGACAUGUUCGAUGGUAGUGCCGGAAGAAGACUGCAAUAUAGCGUGCGACGGGGUCGCGUGUCAGAUCACGGGGAAUAAACCCGUAUUACGUGGAAUGUCGACAUGUUCGAUGGUAGUGCCGGAAGAAGACUGCAAUUUCGAGUGUGAAGGGGUCGCGUGUCAGAUCACUGGGAAUAAACCCGAAUUACUGAAUACUGAGGAAACUGGAAUUCACCUGGCUAGUUGCUCAGACGCUGUACUCACCGAAGGAGAUUACUUAGAUGCUGACUACUCCAAAAAAGAUUAUGCAGAAGAGACGUAUGGGUACUGUUCGUAUGCAGGACUAGAAUACCCAGGAUUAGAAUUUUCCCCAUCAAAUUACGAAGGAGCGGAAUAUGCGAGUCCAGAUUAUGGCGCACCAGAAUAUGGUGGAUUACAAUAUAUACACCAAGGCUAUAGUGGAGGUAGAUACGUAGACCCGACGUACGGCUAUCAACAAUAUGCAAACACAGAAUAUGCAGACUCCAUAAAUCCAGAUUUCGGACCAUCGUUCAUGGUAGAUGCCGAAAAUUACAUAGAAUCGAAGGAUGAUGACGACUUUCUGCAAAACUCCGCUUACUUGGAUCAAUCAGUGGAUACGCAAGAAAUUGCAGCACUGACAAGUAGUUCAUGUUGUCGAAUCAGUGUAACAAAUACGAUAGCAGAAAGUACUCAGAAAGGAUACUGUUGUAAACAUCGACGACACAAAGUUCGCCACCAAAUGCCAAAACAAAUGUUCUCUACUGGAGACCAAACAUUACCAUCGCAACGACCAGUGAAAGUGCAAGUGACAGCUUCGUUGUCUGGCUUUACAGCGCAACCACGAAUGCUAACUGCAAGGCGUGUCUCAACAAAGUCAGAGAAAUCUUGUGGACCUAAUCCAAGUCAGUGUGUGGGAUGUAGAUUACCACGCACACCUCACCGUAAUCCUAUGGGGGCCUUUGAAGGUGACGCUCGCCCCGGGCAGACUUGUUGCGGGAAAAUACCGGCUGAUAUACGUCCUGGUUGUGCAUUCGAUAAGCGAAUCUCAAAGCAAUCAAGCUCGGUAAAAGGCAGAUGUGGACCCAGAAAUCAAGCGCCUUGCCAAAAUUUGAGAAUUCCUUGUGACAAUCCUUCGCCAAAACCGCCAAACUCCCCGGAUGCUUGUCGGGAUUUGAAUCCAUGCUGUCGCCGCGCAAUUGAAACUUUAAUGGAAGAUAAAGAUAAAGAAAGCAAGAAAGGUAAAGAACGGACGAAAAGUAGAAGCAGAGAUUAUGCGAAAGAUAGGAAGAACAAAGAAAGGACAAUUAUAAACGGUGGUGAAGAGAGGUGCUGCACCAGUAGUACUUGCCCGGCGUCGCCCCCGCCGCCGUGCUGCGGGUCGGGCCCUUUCUCAGACACGACUUCAGAAGGCACAGAGGGAAUUUCAUCGCUAAACGCCUUACCAGCAGCGGGCUCGCUGGUAGCACAGGGCCCGCCACAAGCACGGGGCUCGCCACAAGCUUGGGGCUCGCCACCAUCACUGGGCCCGCCAUCAGAACAGGGCCGGCAAACACCACCACCCAUGCUACCACCAAGGAAAUCAACGUGUCCUGGCGGAGGAGGAGUACCUCUAUGCAAUCAGAAAUGUCAACGACAUGGAGGUCAAUGCCGGCCGUACAUACAUACACGUCAAACGUGUCCUGGUUCCAAGACCAACGAAUCUUUCUGCAGUGCUAAGCUUGGUCCAAUAGCUAAAGGGCCGUGCCCAAGGCAGAAAUGCUUUGUGCCACAUAUGACCAAAGCUCCCUCCAUGCUCCAACCUACGGCCACUAUGGUUGGACAAGUUUCUGCCGACUUGUCAGCCGGACGCGGCGCGAUACCUGAAGGGAACGAAGCAUCAGAUCUGAAACUACCGCCGCAGCCUACCAAGUCGCGCGAGCGUACCUGGGAAAACGAAGUAUGCCCGGGAAUGUCCUGUAUAGGCGAAGAAGCAGUGACAAUACCAACUUGCGGAUUAUUAUCAUGUCCUUUUAAGGGUGGCAUCGAAUUUUCUUGUGGUCCAACAUGUGGCAAAUCAAAAAGUCUUUAUCCUCUCGCUGGUUCUCUCUCUGGUCCCGCAGGUGUUACGAGUAACAUUUGUCAAUGCAAGACUAAAUCUCCUCUAACAUUCCGCACCUGCAUAUGCCCAGGAUUCGAAUGUCCACGCAUUGAACUUGAAACUAAUUGGCCCUGCCCCUGCCCUCUUCCUCGAGAGGAACUCCAUCUUGGUGAUCAUGAUCCAAAACAAGUGGCAGCAGAACGUUCUAAAUUGACUGAAAACACAUCAGGAUUCAAAUUAUCUAUGGAGAAGAAAGGCCUUGCUUUUGAAGGGGAAAUAUCUUUCGACGAGGCCUUGAAGUUUUUCUCAGACCAUCCAGAAUACCUUCCAGCAAAUAAUACAUCCUCCCAGACAUUAGUGGUGCCAGAUAGAUACCAUGGCGAAUGUUGCUGCGAGGAUAGCGAGAUGUUGUAUGAUUUGACCAGUUGUCCCGGAGACGAACCGUUUGUGAGCGAUAGAAUCGAGAGGCUGCAGAAAAUGGAGGCUGGCAGGAAAAAGGAGAAAAUCCCCUUUUUAAUUCCAAUUAGAGAAAAGUUUAAAAAAAAUAAACAAAGUGACAAGGAUAAGCAUAGGUAUAAUGAAAAGAAGUUCACAAUAAAAGAUAAAACAGUAAUAAAUAAUAAACGUAACGCAUGUUACGGACAGGAAGACAUAAAAGGAAAACUGUCGGAGUUAACAUCGGCUAACAAACCGAAGAUAAGCUCACCACUCGUGCCUGUGCUGCGGGUGCCCGUUGCGGGGUCUAGUUCGGAUGUAUUAAGUAUUAGAUUCUCACCCAAGGAAGUGCAUUCCAUAAUAAACAAAAUGGAGAGGGGAAAGUCUCCAGGUCACGACGGCCUCAGCAUCGAGCACCUGAGGUACGCUGGUGUGCACUUACCUAGAGUUAUGGCGUUGUUUUUCAAACUUUGUAUGAGUCAUGGUUAUCUACCUGAUGAUUUAAUGUACACAAUGGUUGUACCAGUGAUAAAGAAUAAAACUGGCGAUGCUUCUGACUUGUCCAACUACAGGCCGAUAUCCUUGGCUACUGUGAUAGCAAAGGUAUUGGGUGGACUGCUUGACAAACACCUGGAUAAAGUAGUCAACUUGCAUGACUCUCAAUUCGGUUUUCGGCCCGGGUUGUCCACAGAGAGCGCUAUCCUGUGUCUCAAGCAGACUGUCCAGUACUAUGCCUGUUACCUGGACUUGUCGAAGGCAUUUGACCUAGUAUCGUACAAUACUCUGUGGCACAAGCUAGAGUGUGAGACUAAUUCAUCACAUGAGUUAACAGCAAUAUUUAAGUAUUGGUACAGCCAUCAAAGGAAUAGAGUAAGAUGGGCAGAUGCUCAGUCAGACGUGUACAAAUUGGAGUGCGGAGUUCGGCAGGGGGGUUGA
Hyposmocoma kahamanoa is the source of this 9966-nucleotide messenger RNA. RefSeq lists its product as uncharacterized. NCBI's taxonomy places the organism in Eukaryota, Metazoa, Arthropoda, Insecta, Lepidoptera, Cosmopterigidae. The transcript has 36 exons. Bases 1 to 9966 code for a protein of 3321 amino acids. The record is from RefSeq and is a predicted model, not a curated record.